AUGUUAUUCGUCAGUGUCAUCGGUGUCCUUAUCAAUGUUUUUCUCUUCUGGAAAUUUUUUAAAAAAGAUCGAGGAGGAGGAUUUCUGACAUUUUGUUUGGCUAAAACUGUUCCGAAUACAAUCGUUUGUUCUGCAUUUCUAUUUUGGGUGGUUCCAAUUACUGCAUUAUCACUUGAUUAUAAACAUGUUCCAAGACUGAUUAAUGUAUUCGUUGGUCAGGUUGCUGGAUUCGGAGCGUAUGUAGCAGGUGCUAUCAUAGAAAUGUUCAUGGCUAUAAAUCGUUGUUCUGUAAUUUAUUGUCCAAGUUAUAAUUUCAAAAAUGCCAAUUAUGUUGUCAUUUUUGUGUUUAUGGUGUCAAUGGUAUAUGUUUUGCUCGGAUUGAUUCCAAAGCGUAAUUCAAAACUGUUUGCAUAUGAUAGACAUGAUAAACUUCAAUUUUGUAUCGAAUCUAAACGACGCCACGUGGUUCAAGUUUAUAUUUACAUCAUUGUCACUUGUGACUAUUCAUUCUCUGGACGGAUUCGUCAUGUUAAUAUUCCAUCCAAAAUCGGAAUCGAGAAGUAA
Messenger RNA from Caenorhabditis remanei, 564 nucleotides. RefSeq lists its product as uncharacterized. The record is from RefSeq and is a predicted model, not a curated record. The coding region runs from base 1 to 564 and encodes 187 amino acids. NCBI's taxonomy places the organism in Eukaryota, Metazoa, Nematoda, Chromadorea, Rhabditida, Rhabditidae. The transcript is spliced from 4 exons.